GGUGCCGCGUGGCUGCGCUGUGCUCGGCGCCGCCUUCCCGGGACGCUGUAGUGCCGCGUUCCCCGCGCCCGCCGCGCGAGGAAAUCUGACUUGGAUGAGCGCAGGGAAUAAAACCCAGYAUUCCUUGGACGUCUGCGCCCGUGUCGCCCGUUUCCAGACCGCAUGCUGAUCCUGCAGCUGCCCGAAGGAAAUGAUAAGCUGCAAACCUGCCAAGCAACUUUUCUGGGCACAAAGACAUCUUUACUUGGGAAGAAUAUGCUUCUAGUUUAAGAGAUGUCUCUUUGUGAAAAAUGGUUUUACUCUUUGGUGUUUAUGUAACAGGAUUAAAGGACCCCUAGGACAGGCUUUUUGAAGAAUACGUGCGAUGUUUGAGGCUUGAUGGCCAUAAGACUUAUAUAAUAAGCCUUCCCAUGCAAACUGCCUUUUACAUUUUAUGACCUCUUUGAAUACUGUGAGCUGACAGUGAGGCCAUUCGAUCUCCUGAUGGCGUUCUUUUCUCAAACUGGUCAACAGGGCAUGCAGGCUUUGCUAGGAAAGUGUCGAAUUAUCUGGCCUGUUAUAAGAUGUCAGCAGUUGUUUGCUGCCUCUUUGAACAUCCCCAUUCAACAAAAGUUUAACUGUUUAAGUUUUAUGGCAUCUGACAGCACUGCGUUGCCAGUGAAUUCCAAAGGAGUUGGUGUUUUUCCUGCCAAGAAAAGGUCUCAAGUUGAGUAUGAAGGAGGAACAAGAUGGGAUGAGGAGAGUAAAGAAAUAUCUGAAGGAAAACUGCACUUGUUUUCUGGAGCUUCAAAGAAAAAAGUAGGGAGUCAAGCUCUGUUAAAGCGUAGGUUCAUUAGAGUCCAGCCUCCAGAGAAACCUUUGCAGGCCGAAGAGUGGAAAAAGCUGAGGGAAGAAUGUCAGUCGCUUGAAACAUUUGAAGAAGUGAUGCUUAAAAGUAUGAUCAAAUGCAACAGCCACGUAGAUGUGGCCAAGUCCUUGCUUACUUACGUGGCAAAGACCAGUGGUGACAUUGGAUAUAAUUUGCUGGUCAAGUACCUGGCAUUGUGUGUCCAACAGCAGAAGACAGCAGAAAUUUGUGAUGUGUAUGAUAUAAUGAAGAUGAGAUUUAAAACAUUAGAAAGUGGGGCCUACAGUCUUCUUAUCAGAGGACUCAGUAAUUCAGAUAAAUGGAGAAUGGCCUUGGCUCUUUUGGAGGAUGUAAAAAAAGUUAUGACUCCCUCAAGAACAAGCUAUGAAUCCUGUAUCAAAGCGGCCAGCCGGCACCAAGAAAUGAGCCUGGCCCGUGAGCUCUACCAUGAUAUGCUUGCCAAGGACUUGGUGCCCACCUUGGAUGUCCUGCAGGCCUUUUUCGACUUCAGCAGGGGUAUGGAAGAUGCUGACCUAAAAAAAGAACUGUUUGAUAUCCUCUUAUAUUUGAGAGACAACCAAAUAUACCCUCAUGGAACGUUUAUGCGGAGUAUAAAGCUAUGGUUUGAAAGUAUUCCAGGUGAGAACUGGAGAGGAAACCUGACCAACAUUAAACCCAGUGGAGAGUGCCCGGUUUGCCAUCACCAGUUGGAGGAUAGUAACCUCACCGAGGAGGAGUACAAUAUUCUCAAGGAAAGAAUAACAGCAGAUGUGAUACAUGGACGUGAUACUUUCAGAAAGACAAGUCCGCAGGAAUUUGAAGCCUUUCAAGCAUUUGUGGAAGAUCGCCUUCCAUUUGAUAUUGUUAUUGAUGGUCUCAAUGUUUCCCACGUAAAACCCAAAAAGAUGCAGUGUGAAAAUCUCUUUCAUGCUAUCAACUGCCUGGCGAAGGAGAACGUGCGGUUGCUUGUGCUGGGCCGCAAGCACAUGCUGGUCAACUCUUCAAACUGGAAGCAGGACGUUAUGAAGGAGAUGCAGAAUAAGGCAGACUUYUUCUUUGCAGAAAAUAUCUCCGAGGACGACACCUUCCUGCUCUAUGCCACGCUGAGGUCGGGCAAGCACUGCAGGUUUGUCACCAGAGACUUCCUGCGGGAUCACAAGGCCUGUCUUUCCGACAGCCUGACGCGGCGCCUCUUCCGUAAGUGGCAGCGUGGCCACCAGAUCGUGCUGUCCYCUUCCACAGAGGGAAAGCGUAUGAAUUUUUUGCCUGCUUUCAACUACGACUGUGUGGUACAGACUACAGGUGAUACAUGGCAUAUUCCCUAUAAAGAUAUGUUUGAGGAAAAAUACUCGUAUCAAGUGCCAAGAAAAUGGCUCUGUCUCCAACAGAAGCAAUGAAGAACGGACUUGUAAAAGCCAAAACCCAACUUUUUAUCAACUCAGCAGUACAAUUAUGGGAUUAAUGGGUGAGACAUGUGGCCGAAAAAUGACUCAGUCGUUGCAUUUUGUCAAAAUUAUUGCAGCAGUGAAUCUGUUAACAUUGAUGGUGGAUCAUUGGGGAUGAAUUUGAUCCAUUGUGUCCAUCUUUCCAGGCCAUGUCUUUCAGAAGUGAUUUGAAUUAAAAUGUAUUUUUCC
Molecule: messenger RNA, 2481 nt
Organism: Nothoprocta perdicaria
Lineage: Eukaryota; Metazoa; Chordata; Aves; Tinamiformes; Tinamidae
Gene: PRORP
Product: KIAA0391 ortholog
Exons: 8
Coding region: 484-2244 (586 amino acids)
Biological process (GO): mitochondrial tRNA 5'-end processing; tRNA 5'-leader removal
Cellular component (GO): mitochondrial ribonuclease P complex; mitochondrion
Molecular function (GO): protein binding; ribonuclease P activity
Source: RefSeq, a predicted model, not a curated record